Molecule: messenger RNA, 3155 nt
Organism: Tympanuchus pallidicinctus (lesser prairie-chicken)
Lineage: Eukaryota; Metazoa; Chordata; Aves; Galliformes; Phasianidae
Gene: ANKRD6
Product: ankyrin repeat domain 6
Exons: 18
Coding region: 594-2975 (793 amino acids)
Cellular component (GO): cytoplasm; nucleus
Molecular function (GO): protein binding
Source: RefSeq, a predicted model, not a curated record
CGGGCGGGCGGGCUGGCGGCGGAGGUGGUGGGGCUCGUCCCGGGCGCGGACUGCAGCGCGGAGCCGAGUCCAGGAGCCGCAGCCCGGCGGCACGGAGGCAGCGGCUGAUGAGAAAUGGAAACCUGGCUCGAAGUCGUCCUUCCUGUUGUUGACAUCACCUGAAAACUUCGCCGGAGAUUUCCACGGGAGCGCUGCGAGCUUGGGGCUGCUCUGUGAGUAGGGGCCGACUGCGGGUCCCGCUAUCGCAAACCUCGAUAAAGUGCAGCGUGCAUCGUGCCCUGCCCUGCCAAGCAGUGUACCGUACUGUGGUACAAAGACACACUGGUGCUGUCAGCACUGGAAAAGACUGAACUUGCCAUCUCCAUUGAACCUCGCCAGAGGCUGCCCAGCAAGUCACAGCUGUAAAAUGUUCAUCAGAAAAAACUAAACGAUCCUUGAGAGUCCAGAAGAUGGCAUAGGAACAUCACUGCCUUCCAGGGAGCCGGGGUCCUUUCUCGCCUCCUCACAUGCUGCUUGGACUGCUCUGAAGCUUUUGUUUCUGGACCGAAAAAACCCGUGAGCUGCUUGCCCUGCAAACCUUUCUCUCCUAAUUCAUGAGCCAGCAGGAUGUGGUCGCUGUGCUUUCAGAACGGCUUCUCAUAGCUGCGUACAAAGGCCAAGUGGAUAAUGUGGUGCAGCUUAUCAACAAGGGUGCCAAGGUAGCAGUUACCAAGCAUGGUCGGACCCCCCUGCAUCUUGCUGCCCACAAGGGUCAUCUCCAUGUUGUCCAGAUCUUGUUGAAAGCAGGUUGUGACCUGGAUAUUCAGGAUGAUGGGGAUCAGACAGCAUUGCACCGGGCUGCUGUUGUAGGGAACACCGAUGUCAUAGCAUCUCUCAUUCAAGAAGGGUGUGCUUUGGACAGGCAAGACAAGGAUGGGAAUACUGCUCUUCAUGAAGCUUGUUGGCAUGGGUUCAGCCAAUCUGCCAAAGUACUCGUCAAGGCAGGAGCUAAUGUCCUUGCCAAGAACAAGGCAGGUAACACACCUCUGCACCUGGCCUGCCAGAACAGCCAUUCCCAGAGCACUCGUGUCUUACUUCUCGGAGGUUCUCGAGCAGAUCUCAAGAAUAAUGCAGGAGAUACCUGUCUGCAUGUGGCUGCUCGUUACAAUCACUUGCCCAUCGUUAGGGUGCUGCUCAGUGCUUUCUGUUCUGUCCAUGAAAAGAACCAGGCAGGAGACACUGCGCUCCACGUGGCUGCGGCCCUGAACCACAGGAAGGUGGUAAAGCUGUUGCUGGAGGCAGGGGCUGAUACAUCAGUUGUCAACAAUGCAGGUCAGACCCCACUAGAGGUGGCCAGACAGCACAACAACCCUGAGGUUGCACUCCUCCUCACUAAAGCUUCGCAGGUCUCGCGUUUCAACCGUGGAAGAAGCCUGAGGAAGAAGAGGGAGAGGCUGAAGGAGGAAAGGCGAGCUCAGUCAGUACCACGGGACGAAGUGGUGCAGAGCAAGGGCAGUGUCUCAGCUGCUGACGACACACAGAGCAGCGACCAGCCAGUGCAAGGGAAGACUGAGCUGAAGGAUGAGCCUCGGUCAACCUCCCCGGAUCCCAAGGGGAAGAAGAACAAAAAGAAAAAGCCAAAAGAGAAGGCUUCUGCGCUCUCAGACCCCAUUUCCCCAGCUGACCAGCAGACACUCCCUCGGCCCCAGCAGAACGUGCCCAAACGCAGAAGCAGACAUCACUGCUCCUCUCCGCCUGCUCCCCACGAGGUGCGGGCCUACCAGCUGUACACACUGUACCGGGGCAAGGACGGGAAGGUGAUGCAGGCACCGAUAAAUGGAUGUCGUUGUGAGCCCCUGAUAAAUAAACUGGAGAAUCAGCUGGAGGCAACCGUGGAGGAGAUAAAAGCUGAGUUUGGGACUGUACAAGAUAAGAUGAAUAUUAAGCUAGGCCAGAUGGAAAGUAAAACUCAACAUCAACUCCGUGUUUUAGACAAGCUUAUGGCUGAGCGGCUGUCUGCAGAGAGAACAGAGUGCCUUCAUCGCCUGCAGCAGCACACCGAGCUGGAAAAAACAGAGGGAGAAAAGCGGCAGAUUUCCUUGGUUGAUGAGCUGAAGACUUGGUGCAUGCUGAAGAUUCAGAAUCUGGAACUCAAGCUUUCUGGAGAUUCCAGGUCAUCAAGACCAAAAUCAACUCUGUCCACAUGCGAGUCUCUGCCUGAGACACUGGACACUGAGAACAACCCCCACAGUGCCAAGGACUGCAGAGCCACCCAGCCCCUGCUGCCUGCUGAGGGCUCUCACCAGCACUCCUACAUGGCGCUCCCAAACAGUCUCUUGGAAGAUGGGGGAAGAAGCAGAGUCCCAGUGCCAGAGCAGAGCUUUGCACAGCAAUUCUGCGUUCAACAAGAUGGCACCUCAGGUGCAGAGCAACAGUUAACUGUUGCUGGACCAGUACAGUCUUCAGUCCCUGCUCAAGAUGUCAGGCCAAAGGACAAAGCCGUUAGUGCCAGCACAUUCCAUAGGUUCCAGCAGGAGCUGCCCUCCUCUGAACUUUUGGGGUCCAAAUCAAGACAUGUUCGGGUUCAAGCUGCUUUGCAGCCCUUGAGUGAACCUGCAAAGACGGAACCACAGAGCUGCUACUUCCUCAACAAAGGAACUCAGACAAAGAAAUCCAGCAAAAGUGGGCAGUCGAGGCACAAAGCUCUGCACCACACAGGGGUGCCCCAGAACCAGGAGCAGCAGCACUCCACUCUGCCUGUAGGCCAGUCACUGGGCCCCGCGCUCAGAGACACCUCACAGGCACUGGAGAUUACGCAGUACUUCUUUGAGGCUGUUUCCACUCAGAUGGAGAAGUGGUAUGAACGCAAGAUUGAAGAAGCCAGGUGCCAAGCUAAUCAGAAGGCACAGCAGGACAAAGCUGCGCUUAAGGAACAUAUCAAAAGCUUGGAAGAGGAGCUCAGUAAAUUAAGGACUAAGAUGCAGAAAGAAAGCUAGCAUUCACCAAGCAGGCCAAGUCAAGCAGCAGGGACUGGUUUUGGAACCUGCACAGGAAUCUGGAGUAUCGAUACAUAUUGAUACAUAUUCGUAGUGCCUGAUACACCCAAGCAAAAUGCUCUUUUUUGGGGAGGAACAGAAGUAACUUUGGAAACUCCAGAACCAAGGAGACUUCAUACU